Molecule: messenger RNA, 3063 nt
Organism: Lactuca sativa (garden lettuce)
Lineage: Eukaryota; Viridiplantae; Streptophyta; Magnoliopsida; Asterales; Asteraceae
Biological process (GO): telomere maintenance; DNA repair
Molecular function (GO): DNA helicase activity
Source: RefSeq, a predicted model, not a curated record
AUGUCUUCUUAUGCAGAAAACAACAAUCAAUCAAUCAAUAUUGUUCGUCAAACUCAAAAUGUUAAUACAUUUACAACACCUCCAAAGCAUAACACAACCAUACAAUACUGCCAUUCCUUUACAGAUGUUAGAACUCCAUUUUCUAACAUUACAAAUGUUAUAAAUCCGUUAUCUAACAAUAGAAAUGAUAUCAUUAGUUUCGAUAAAUAUACCACUUCCAAGUUAGCAAACAAAAGACAGUACCAUGUACUUUCAAAUGAAAUGACAUCAAAAAAUGCAUCCACAGUAACAACUUCUUCAUCAUCAAUCAAGUUAAAUCCAGGAUGUCAUAAAUUAAAAACGAAGACAAGACAUUUAUCCCCUAUCCCAUUGAUUGAUCUGACAGAAGAUGUAGAAAAUAUACAUCAAGUGAACAAUGAAAAUCUUAUAGUUGGUAUCUCAAAUGAAUAUUUGGAUCAUGGUGAUCAAGUUGUUGUAUGUCAAACAUGUCGUGCAAAAUUAUGGAGAAAUGAAUCCAUUAGAGGUAAAGAAAAGGGAAACACGGAUUAUUCAUUAUGUUGUGGUUACGACAAAGUUCAACUUCCAGAUUUAAAGAAUGCACCCCCGACUUAUGAAAGAAGUGGUCAAAAGGAUCAAUCAACAUCAACUGAUAGUGAUAUUAUUGAAGAUAUUAAGGUGAUGUUGGAUUCAAAUAAUGUGUUGGUUAGAUCUUAUAGGAUGGUAAAAGAUACUUUUCAGAAAAAUCCAGAAGUUGAUAUGAAAUUACGACUUAUCGGGAGAAGGGAGCAAGAUGGAAGAACAUAUAACCUACCGACUGCUUCUGAGGUUGCUGCUUUAAUAAUUGGUGACAUUUCGGAUUCAAUCGAGAAGAGGGAUAUCGUCGUUCAAACAAAAAAUGGUUGUCUACAACGUAUCAGUGAAUUGCAUCCUUCGUAUCUUCCUCUCCAAUAUCCAUUGCUAUUUCCAUAUGGGGAUGAUGGUUAUAGUGUUGACAUUCUUCAUAGAGGUGUGUCAUUUACGAACAACAGCAAGCGUGCAAAAUGUACAAUGAGAGAAUAUUUCGCUUAUAGGAUUCAAGACAGAGAUCAUUCGUUUUCUCUCAUACUUAAUUCAAGAAGGUUGUUUCAACAAUUUCUGGUAGAUGCCUACACUAUGAUGGAAACGGAGAGAAUGUACUACAUACAUAGGCAACAACAUGUUCUUAGAUGUGAUUCUUAUGAAAAUUUACGUAACCAAAAAGCUCAAGGAACGACUGAUAUCUCGAAUGUUGGCCAACGUGUCAUAUUACCUUCAUCCUUUACCGGAGGUGCACGUUAUAUGCUGCAAAACUAUUUGGAUGCCAUGUCACUAUGCAAAUGGUUUGGAUAUCCUGAUUUCUUCAUAACCUUUACGUGUAAUCCCAAAUGGCCUGAGAUUAAAAGGUUUCUUAAGGAUACUUCACUUCAACCAGAAGACAUGCCUGAUAUACUAUGUAGGUUGUUCAAGAUCAAGCUUGAUGCAUUCAUUAAAGACUUAAGGGAUAAUCAAAUUUUCAGCAAAGUUCAAGCAUAUGUUUAUACAAUUGAAUUCCAAAAAAGAGGUUUGCCGCAUAGUCAUAUAUGUCUAUUCAUGCAUUCUGACAACAAGCUACCAACUGUUGAACUUAUCGAUCCGAUAAUUUCAGCAGAGAUACCAGACAGAAUCGAAGAUCCUGAAUUGUAUUCACUUGUAAAUGAGUUUAUGGUUCAUGGUCCAUGUGGAGCUGAAAAUAUGAAUUGUUCAUGCAUGGUGGAUAAAAAGUGCUCUAAAAACUUUCCAAAAAAAUUCAGUAAUCAUUCGUCUGUAGAUCAGAAUGGUUUUCCGUUAUAUAGGCAAAGAAACGAUGGUCAUUUUGUAGAAAAAUCAGGUGUAAGGUUGGAUAAUAGAAAUGUUGUUCCAUACAACAAAUAUCUAUUGAAAAGAUAUCAGACACAUAUUAAUAUUGAAUGGUGCAAUCAGGGAUCUUCUAUAAAGUAUUUGUUUAAAUACAUAAAUAAGGGUCCUGAUAGAGCUACAGUUGCUGUUGUACCAACCAACAAUGAAUGUGAAAAUAAUGAUGUGGUCGAUGAAAUAGCUGAAUAUUACGAUUGUAGAUAUUUAUCAGCAUGUGAAGCAUCAUGGCGAAUUUUUACAUAUGAUGUUCAUUGCAGAUAUCCUUCUGUUGUCAGACUGCCUUUUCAUCUUCCUAAUCAACAACAGAUUGUAUAUGGUGAAGACGAUGAUAUUGAUGAUGUUCUUGACAAACCUUCUGUUGCGGCUUCAAAGUUCACAACUUGGAUGAAAUGUAAUGCAAUCGACAGUGAAGCACGAAAACUCACAUAUGUUGAAUUCCCUACAAAGUUUGUUUGGAUAUUAAAUGGUCGGUUUUGGAAGCGAAGGAAAGUAGGAAAAGCCAUCGGUAGAAUUCAUUCUGUUUCACCUAAACUAGGUGAGGCAUAUUUCUUAAGGAUUCUUUUAAAUAAAGCAAAAGGACCAACAUCAUUUGAUGAUAUUCGCACGGUAAAUGGUCAAACACAUUCUUCUUUUAGAGAUGCUUGUUAUGCACUCGGGCUAUUAGAUGAUGACAAGGAAUACAUUGAUGCAAUUAAAGAAGCAAGUCAUUCUGGAUCUGAAUUGUCACUCGGAGUAGAUGAACUUAAGAACUUAACUUUGUUCGAAAUACAACAAAUUUUACUUCGAAACAACUCUACACUCAAAAACUUCAAAAACAUGCCAUACCCAGAUGUUGAAUCCGUUUCUUCUUCAAACAAUCAGCUUAUCACCGAGGAGCUAGAUUACGAUGUUCCCGUGAUAAAGAAUGAAUAUGAUCGUAUGUUUCUUGCAUUAACAAAUGAGCAACGUAAUAUUUUCCUAAACAUCAUGAGUGCUAUUCAAGAAAAUAAAGGAGGUGUCUUCUUUGUUUACGGUUAUGGUGGAACGGGUAAAACUUUUUUAUGGAAAACAAUAUCUGCAACAAUUAGAUCUGAAGGAAAUAUUGUAUUAAAUGUUGCUUCAAGCAGUAUUGCUUCCUUAUUAUUGCCUGGUGGUAGAACAACACACUCUUGA